Messenger RNA from Apus apus (common swift), 4096 nucleotides. It is a transcript of the gene TUBGCP3, whose product is annotated as tubulin gamma complex associated protein 3. Lineage: Eukaryota; Metazoa; Chordata; Aves; Apodiformes; Apodidae. Gene Ontology annotation, molecular function: gamma-tubulin binding; microtubule minus-end binding. The record is from RefSeq and is a predicted model, not a curated record. Gene Ontology annotation, biological process: meiotic cell cycle; mitotic cell cycle; cytoplasmic microtubule organization. Gene Ontology annotation, cellular component: gamma-tubulin small complex; centrosome; spindle pole. The transcript has 20 exons. The coding region runs from base 844 to 3321 and encodes 825 amino acids.
ACAUAAUAAUAUAGAGCGUCUCCUCAUACUCGUAUAGAGCUUCAGUAUGUUUGACUAGUGGGCUCUGUUCUGAAGAAAGAAAAGUUCUAAGGCCAAGAUUCUUAUACCGUGUAAUAUAUACACACAUAAUGAAUAGUUGCAGAGAAAGGGAAAACCAGAAAAAGCUAAGAAUGAAAAUGUGUUUUAAAAAGAUAAUUUCAAAGUUACUUUAAAAGUGCUUUUUGCAAGACUGUUAGCACUGAAAUACAUUGCUUCAUAAGGGAUGGAGUUUUUAUUGAAUUAAAGCUUCCUUUAUAUUCAACAUUGCAUAGCACUCCAGACCAUAGCCUAAUAAAUAUUGUGAGGGAACCUGUAUGAGUUUCUUAUACUGAGAUUAAGUAAUCAAAUAAGUCAAAUGUUCUGUGUCCUUGAUCAGUUCAAAAGCAUUAGUUGUAAUGUGUCUCGUAACAUGUGCAUCUACAAGAUUUUAGCAUUUGGUGUUAACUCUUUGAAGUGUUCAUGUUGUAGCUUGAGCUUUAGCAUUGUUCUGUGUUCUGCUGGUGAUCUUUCUGCUGAGAUCUAAAGUUGCUGGGAGUGUUAUUCUAACAGUCUAUAUUUAUCUGUAUUUUUCUGUUUGUGGGAGACUGUAUUGUGCAUUCCUCAAAUUUCAUGUUAACAGUGUCUCUAAAGCAAUGAAAAUGUUGGUAGCUCUCUUAAAUAGCAUUUAAAAUAAUAGAAAUUGAAACCCUCAAAGGAGAGUGAAGGGGAAAGUGGAAAAAAGACAGUUCUUCACUUAAAAUGAUACUAAAAGUUUUCCGUCUUCACCUUUAGGUUAGAGUUGCAUCUGUGUCUGAGAUGUUUUAAAUGGGCAUUUUGAAAAACAAAUGGUCAAUACUCUACCUCCUGCUUAGCCUUAGUGAAGAUCCACGUAAGCAGUCGAACAAGGUAUCAAGUUAUGCCACACUUUUUGCUCAAGCUUUGCCACGGGAUGCUCAUUCAACCCCUUAUUACUAUGCCAGGCCUCAAAGCCUUCCACUCAAUUACCAAGACCGCAGUGCUCAGUCUGCCCAGAGUUCUGGCAGCAUGGGGAGCAGCGGGAUCAGCAGUAUCAGCCUGUAUGCCCUGAAUGGGCCAACACCAACUCCACAGUCACUCCUUCCUGGACAGUCCUAUCAAGCUCCAAGUGUUGGAGAUUGCCUCCGCCAGCAAUUAGGGUCACGACUUGCAUGGACUCUAGCCACAAACCAGCCUUCUUUACAAAGCACUACCUCAAAAGGCUUUUCAAAUCCUGUCUCCCGUGGUGUGCCAAGGUCAAGGCGAGAAGGGGAUACAAGUGGCUCUGUUGAAAUAACUGAAGCAAACCUUGUAAGAGAUGUGUUGUAUGUCUUCCAAGGAAUAGAUGGCAAAAACAUAAAAAUGUGCAAUUCUGAAAAUUGCUAUAAAGUGGAAGGAAAGGUGAGCUUGUCCAAAUCUCUCAGAGAUACCACAAGCAGACUUGCAGAAUUGGGAUGGUUACAUAAUAAAAUAAGAAAAUACACAGACCAGCGGAGUUUGGAUCGUGCUUUUGGACUUGUGGGACAGAGUUUUUGUGCAGCCUUACAUCAGGAACUUAAAGAAUACUACCGACUUCUAUCUGUUUUACAUUCUCAGCAGUUGCAAUUGGAAGACGAUCAGGGCGUGAAUCUGGGACUUGAGAGCAGUUUGACACUUCGUCGUCUCCUAGUCUGGACAUAUGAUCCUAAAAUAAGGUUAAAGACCCUUGCAGCACUUGUUGAUCACUGUCAAGGAAGAAAAGGGGGUGAGCUAGCCUCAGCAGUUCAUGCCUAUACUAAAACAGGAGAUCCCUACAUGAGAUCUCUGGUUCAGCACAUUCUUGGCCUAGUAUCCCAUCCUGUACUGAAUUUCCUGUAUCGCUGGAUUUACGAUGGAGAGCUGGAGGAUACAUACCAUGAGUUUUUUGUAGCUUCAGAUCCUACAGUUAAAACUGAUCGACUGUGGCAUGACAAAUACACGUUGAGGAAAUCAAUGAUCCCUUCUUUUAUUACAAUGGAGCAAUCCAAAAAGGUCCUCCUAAUAGGAAAAUCCAUAAACUUCUUGCACCAAGUUUGUCAUGAUCAAACUCCAUCCACAAAGAUGAUUGCUGUGGCGAAGUCUGCGGAGUCUUCAAAAGAUGCUGCUGAUUUGUUCACAGAUCUGGAAAAUGCAUUUCAAGAAAAGAUUGAUGCAGCUUAUUUUGAGACCAGCAAGUACCUGCUGGAUGUUCUCAAUAAGAAGUACAAUUUACUGGAACAUAUGCAGGCCAUGAGGCGCUACUUACUGCUUGGUCAAGGAGAUUUUAUCAGACAUUUAAUGGACUUGCUCAAGCCGGAGCUUGCACGACCAGCUACAACCUUGUAUCAACAUAAUCUGACUGGAAUCCUUGAAACAGCAGUGAGGGCAACUAAUGCCCAAUUUGAUAAUCCAGAGAUUCUCAAACGACUCGAUGUUCGACUUCUGGAGGUAUCUCCAGGGGACACUGGAUGGGAUGUCUUCAGCCUAGACUAUCACGUUGAUGGGCCAAUAGCAACGGUAUUUACACGUGAAUGCAUGAGCCAUUAUCUAAGAGUAUUUAAUUUCCUUUGGAGAGCAAAGCGAAUGGAGUAUAUUCUUACUGAUAUAUGGAAAGGACACAUGUGCAAUGCAAAGCUUCUGAAAAGUAUACCAGAGCUUUCUGGGGUGCUGCAUCAGUGUCACGUUCUGGCAUCAGAAAUGGUCCAUUUCAUUCAUCAAAUGCAGUAUUACAUUACAUUUGAGGUGCUUGAAUGUUCGUGGGAUGAACUCUGGAACAAGGUCCAACAAGCACAGGACUUGGAUCACAUCAUUGCAGCUCAUGAGAUUUUUCUAGACACCAUCAUAGCUCGGUGCUUGCUGGAUAGUGAUUCCAGGGAGCUUCUCAACCAGCUUCGAGCUGUUUUUGAUCAGAUCAUUGAGCUCCAGAAUACCCAAGAUGCAAUGUACAGAGCUGCUUUGGAGGAGUUGCAGCUGAGAUUGCAAUUUGAAGAGAGGAAAAAACAGCGUGAGCUUGAGGGCAAGUGGGGUGUAACUGCUUCAGAAGAGGAAGAAGAGAGCAAAAGGAUGAAAGAAUUUCAAAACUCAAUACCCAAAAUGUGCUCACAGCUCCGACUACUCACUCAUUUUUACCAGGGAAUUGUCCAGCAGUUCUUGGUGCUGCUGACAACCAGUUCUGACGAAAGCCUUCGGUUCCUUAGCUUUAGAUUGGACUUCAAUGAACAUUAUAAAGCAAGAGAGCCAAGGCUUCGUGUGUCAUUGGGCACUAGAGGCAGACGAAGCUCACACGUGUGAAACAAGAGCUGAGACUGCACCUUGGUGUCUGAAAGAUGUUGCACCUCUCGUUGGACAAGGCCAUCAGUGCUGACAUACUACAGCCAAACUGCGCGUGAUCGGUGUCUGCCAUUUCUUCAGGCAACGUGUUUUCAGUCAUGUGCUUGUGUGACACUGUAUAGCAGAAAGCAAAAAAAGUAGGGUUUUUUACACUGAUGUUUCUAGAAUUACCAGACUGAGUGGGCUGAUUGAACCUCUUCCAACCAACUUCUUAAAUCAUCCUUUUAAACAAAUGCCAAUUUUAUUUGAAGCUUUCUGAGCUCUCUCCAAUGUAACUUAUAUCUGUGUCAAGGAAAUAGCAUCUUUUGUUUAUAGAAAGCAUCAUUUCCUUUUUUAACAAGAAAAUAAGAAGGUUAUUUUUUCUAUGUGUACUUGUUCUAUUUGAAGAGAGCUUUUGUUAAAGCCAACAAAUUAGGGCUCAGACCUAAUGUCCUUGUUAAGAAGCUAUACAGCAUUUCAUUAUGCUGAUUUUCAGUGUUGUGAUGUGUUUGAGUGUAAGAAAAUUUGUAUCAGGAGACAUGAACUUAUAUUUAAUUUUUUGUUGUUUUCAAAGUUAACAAACUGAAAAAAAUUUAGCAGGGAAAUUCUGUGGAUACUGUACAGGAGAAAACUAGAAGCAGAGCAGGAGUGUGUCUGUUGCACAUAAGAUCUAAAUCUGAAGUUACAGCCUCAGUAACUGUGAAAGGAAGGUGUUGGUUAAAAUUGAAUGGAAUUAAAUGCUUGAUGUUCAAAAUCA